AAUCAUUAAUGUGAUUGGCAGAAGCUACAGAGAGAUGGCAUUCUGGUCACCAAGAUACGGUUUCUCAGAGAACUUGAUGAAACAUACUGAUAUGAAUGCUUUUGCUGAAGUUUUGGGUCCAAUCUAUUGGCCUGGUGGAUUACAGACAACCCCAAAGGGAUGGACACCUGUUGAUGUAGAUAGACCCUUAAAGAUAGGGAUUCCUGCGAUGGGUGCAUUCACGCAGUUUGUGAACGUAAGAUAUGACCCGGACACGAAUGAGACAGACAUCUCAGGAUUUUCAAUUGAUGUGUUUGAAGCAGCUGUCAAACAUCUCCCUUAUCAGUUGCCUUACGAGUUUGUGCCCUUCAAUGGCUCAUAUGAUGAGAUGGUGGAACUGGUCUCCAAUAAGAGCUUGGAUGCAGCUGUUGGUGAUAUAGAAGUCAUAGCAGAUCGGUACCAUUAUGUUGAAUUCACACAGCCAUACAUAAGUUCUGGGCUGGAGAUGGUAGUCACUGUGAAGCCAGAUAAGCUGAAGGAAACAGAGAUGUUGGUGUGGCCUUUCACCAGAGAAAUGUGGUUCCUCCUGUUUGUUACACACCUUUCUGUAUGCUUGGUCGCCUGCUUAAUGGAAAUUGUACAUGGACGUAGCUUAGAGGACAUUGGAGCCUUUUGGUUCUGCAUUGAUUGCCUGUUAUUUGCGCCAAGAGAACAAUUUAAGAACCCUUGGGCUCGGUUGCUGCUGGCUCCAUGGCUAUUGGCGAUUGUAGUUGUAACAGCUACUUUCACUGCAAGCCUCUCCUCCAUGAUGACCGUCUCUCGAGUCCAACCAUCUGUGCUUGAUAUUGAAACACUAAAGAUGACAAAUGCAACUGUUGGUUGCAAUGGAAACUCUUUUAUUGUGAGGUACUUGAUUAAUGUCUUAGAGUUUAGACCAGAAAAUAUCAAGAGUAUUGCCUCCAUAAGUGACUACCCAGAGGCCUUUGAGAGGAAGGAUAUUACAGCAGCUUUCUUUGUUUCUCCCCAUGCUAAAGUCUUCCUUGCAAAAUACUGCAACGCUGGCUUUACCAAAACAGGAUCGGUGUACAAGCCUAGCGGUUUUGGAUUUGUUUUUCAAAAGGGUUCGCCUCUGGCUAUUGACAUCUCAGAGGCAAUGUUAGAGGCAACUGAGAGUGGACAAGUGGAAAAGUUAGAAAAACAAAUGCUCUCCUCUUAUAAUUGCUCCUCUCCAAUAAACUCAAACAAUGGUUCAAUAGGUCCUGAACCUUUCUCUGGCCUAUUUCUAAUAGCAGGUUUUGCUUGUGCAUUGGCAUUUUUGGUAACAAUUGUGCGUUUAGUGCGUGAGCAUUGGAGGAAUUUUCUUCCUGGAAACGUGCUUGUGGAAGUUGAGCUGCAACCCAACCCUGUUAAUUAACACAAGAGUUUGGAGAUGGGAUUUUACAUAGCUGUGUGCUGUGAGAAUAAUCACUUUUAGGAUUGUCGUGAGAAUUGUCACUCCUAGUAGCUCUGUGAAGAAAAGCAGUUAAAGUAUUUGAAAAAUUGUAUUUAAAAGUGCCAUAAGUAUAUGAGAAGUUGAGCAUUGGAUAAUUUCAAUUUCCAAAGGGUUGUGGCUG
Prunus avium (sweet cherry) is the source of this 1592-nucleotide messenger RNA. RefSeq names its product glutamate receptor 2.7-like. The record is from RefSeq and is a predicted model, not a curated record. Gene Ontology annotation, cellular component: membrane. Gene Ontology annotation, molecular function: ligand-gated monoatomic ion channel activity. Lineage: Eukaryota; Viridiplantae; Streptophyta; Magnoliopsida; Rosales; Rosaceae.